GGAGCGCAUUUUAUAACCAACUUGUCGAUGGCUUAUUUCUAAUGCGUGGGGAGGAUUACAUCCAGUUAUGGUGAUUGCUAUCAUAUAUGAGUAACUAAGUUCAGUCUACUAACAUAGAUGAAUAAUUAGAACUUGGAGUAGUUAAGUGAUGUACUGUUUUUAUCGUUCGUUGGCGUGUGUGACUGCAUAUUUCCCAGAAUUAUGUCAACUAACGAACUAGGUCCUCAAACUGUUGUUGGAUUAAAAGACAUCUCUUUAGAUAUGAUGGUUAUGCAGGCCAACACAAUGAAAUUAAGUGAUCAGGAAGCUAGUCGUUCGAAUUAUUCUAAAGACGAGCCUUGUUCCAUUCAUGAUUCCUUUAGUAUUGACCGCCAUUCUUCAGAUGAAAAUUCACCUGGUGCCAAAAUUAAAGAAGACCGGUGUGCUGAAGAAAUUACUAUGUCGGGCUCGGCUGGGGACGAUGUGUCACGAGCGUUGAUACAGCGAAAACAACCACUAAUGGAACUAGUUAGUUCCGAAGAAGGUUAUGUUCGGCGUUUGAAACUGGUAAAGGAUUUCUACAUACCGGCUGUUAAUGCUCCAACUACAGCUCAGUCCAAUACAGAAAACAUAGGAGCACCUAGCUCGCUACCUCACAGUGAUUCACAUGCUUCCCCACCUGUUGCUCCAGAGGAUUUAGCAGCUCGAUGGAGAAUCAUAUGGGGAAACUGGAUCCAGUUAUAUGAAUGGCAUUCGGCGUUCCUUGAAAAGCUAGUUAGCGUUGUGGAGAGUGAUCCUGAUCGCAUACCAAAGCUCUUUAUUGACUCUCGAGCUCGUUUAAGGUCUAUAUACUCGAAAUAUUGUGAAAAUCACCGAAAGGCAGCUUUAAUUGCAGAGCAGUACCGGGAUUUUUUUGAGGAGUUGCGCAUUUUUAUUGGCGACAAAGAGGACGUUGUCUCACACCUAAUGCAACCAGUUCAGCGUAUAAUGCGCUACCAACUCCCUAUUGCAGAGAUUCUUAAGUACACUCAACGUGCCUGUUCACCUGAUCUUUUAUUGUGGAAAAAGACUUUGGAGAUUAUGAAGGAAAUCCCAAAGGAUACGCAACUGAUAUUGGAAUGAAAAAUAUCUGACUUUGUCAGUGUUGGAAUGUUUCGGGAAAUCGGUUGGAAUUUGACACCCCAGAUUUUAAUGGUUGGUCCUCAGUGGACAAAGUAUGAAAAGCCAUUUGCUUAUCAUGAUUAUACGCAGUUUGUCGUGUCAUUUUUGUGUGUGGAGAAGUUUAAAUUCACGUUCUUCAACCUCGAAGAUAGAAAUAAUUCUCAGGCGUCUAGGUCUAUGGAAGUCGAGGCUGCUCGUAUAGAUGGCUUCCCUGGAGUAAUAACCGCUUUGGGAAACAUAUUAUUACGCAGUGAUCUGUUAGUAGCAACUACUACUCGUGAGCAAUUGUUAGAAACUGUCACUGCCUAUAAAAUGGCUCUUCAAAAUGUCAACAGUGGUGUUUUUUCUGAAACCAAUACAUCACUUAACAAAAUCUCUUCUCAUGUUGGGCGAUCUGGGGUAAAUACGGGUCCAUCACUUUCUACAGACAAUUCAGCCACAAUGUGUUCGUCCUCUGCUACACCAAAUAGUUUGGGAUUACCUUCUCCUGUUGAAGGCCUUAAUUCUGUUAUCUCAGAAGGAAAUGGACUUUUUACAGGAAAUCUAAAGUUUGUAGAAUCACGGUUGUUUUUAUUCGAGCAAAUGUUACUCGUUACGGAAGAAGUUAAACCAAAGCGUCGCGUAGCUACCAGUGAUACAUUUUCCCAGUCUACUUAUCAGUUUAAAGCUGCAAUAAAUGUCAACAAAAUGCGUUAUGAGUCUCAUUGGUACAAUUGUACCCUUUCGAGUGGUCACAUAAAUUCAGAGGCUGCAACUAUUGAUAAUCUUUUGUGCAGUGGCUAUUCACCUGACGAUCUGCGGUUUGCAAUUUUAGACCAAACUCCUGGAAAAGACUUCGUCUAUGUUAUUGAUCCUAUUAGCUGUUCGAAUAGAGAAGCAUGGGUUGUACAGUUGCGUGAUAUUCAGCAUAUGCAGCACGAAUUUUUGCUUGCUCUCCAAGAUCCAAGGAAAUUCAACACUAGCACUCGGGAUGAAGGAUGGGCUAAGGAUUCAUUAACACAUGAACUUACGUCAACUUUUAGUACAGAUCAAUCUGUACGAACUGAUGCUCAGUUAUCUAUAUCCAUAUCUCCAUGUAAUCAAGCAAGUCAACAACCACAUAAAAAGUGGCCAAGCUUUACAAUGAAACGCCCAGUUAGAUUAGGUUCUAACUCAUCUUCCAUAGGCACAAAAGAGACUGGAACAGGAAGACAGUCUUCCGCUUCACGCCCAAUUAUCCCUCUUAAAUCAGGAUCUCAAGAUCGACCAGUUUGUCUUGCUCGGUCUUUAUCUGCCGAGCGUCAAUUUUCGAAUCGCGAAAAACUUGUAGAUUCGAAGUUCUUAACUUGUGAUGAUCAAACUGGUGAUGAUGUGUGUGACACAUCAGUUUACCGCAAAUCUUCUCAAAGUGCAAAUAGCUCCUUAAAGCUGACUAAUCAAUCUGUUAGCUCAAAACUAUCAGAUAAUAUUUUACAAAAUGAAACUACUCCACAUUUAAAAGGUGGAUUGUUAAAGAAAAGAAAUGCUCUUGUAAACUUCUUUAGUCGUGGCAAACCUAAGCACAGGGGUAAACACCACCAAAGUCAGCAUCAGUUAGUUGUGCCAUCAGGAUUACAGUCUAAAUUAGAACAUGAAGCUGUUCCUGACUGUACAUUUCCUAAUUCCGAUGACCAUGUUUGUAAUUCUGAGGUAAAUUUAGGAGACAAUCCAAUCAUAUCAACUGAUAAUAUACCCAAUGUUAAACCUCAUGCUUUGGAAUAUACAACAGAAUAACGCGGUCUAAAUAUUAAAAAUUUGAGUUUGUAUUUAGUUUAUUAAAAGUAUGAAUCUCUUUCAUCUUUGAGUAUAUUUUACCCAUGUCAUUUUACAAAUGAACCUGUUGAGGAUUAAACUAGAUUUAGCAUUUGAUCUUUGCCAAAGUUCUUCAUAUCCGGUCAAUAUUGUUUACUUUCUGUAUUGUGUCGGUAGUGUGAAUUCAUCCGUGUGCAAUACAUGCAAUUCAAACUCUGAUCUUUCAUCAUUUCAUUAUUUGACAACCAAACGCAGUAGCUUUUAAUAAAUACACGGUUGUAAUCAGCUCAAUAUUCAUAAUUAGUUCUCCAGAUCUAUUUGCCUGUUUAGUUUCUAAUAUGUUAUGUGGUGUUUAUUGUAAUUAUUAUUGCAUUCAACAAAUUCUUAAUGUGUAUUUUUUUCUUUAAUGGACUCUACAUUGUUUCAUGACCUUCACUAAAAGUUUUCUAUUUUCCAUGUACCCAUGACAUUUGCCAUUUUUCUUUUAACGAUGGGACUCUUUUUCGUGGUGAUUUUUCUCUUCAGACCUUAUCAAUUCUCUUAAUAAUAGUAAUGAUUACUACUAUUAUUAUUGUGUUACUAUAUCCUGAUUUAAUCACCAAUGAGAACCAUUUACGUGGUUACUAUUAUCAUUAUGAAUUGUAUUUCAGAAACUUGUUUUUUAUUUGUAUAUUUAGAUUUUCCCGCGCAAUUAUUACUGUAUGAAUAGAAAACCAAAUUAAACUAUCAGAAUAUUUGUAAUUUACAGCUUGAAUUAAUUCUUUAAAUAAUUUCAUAUUAUGUGUUACUAAAAACCAAAUAAUUGAUUUAAUGACACAUUAUUUACGUACUUAUUAUUUUAUUUAUUUUCGGAAAUAUAUUUCCCUAUUUGUCAUUAUUCUUUCUUUCUGUUCUACAUUGAUUCUUACCGUUCUGUUUUUAAUAUAUUAUCUGUGAAUGACAUACACAUCACGUUUUCGUGCAUUUAUGUUCAUGAACAAUACAAUAACAUAGACUAUAGUAUGUAUCAUCAUGAUUACUACCAAUGAAAGGCUGUGUGACAUCUCAAUAAGGCAUUUAAUCAGUCUUCAUUUGUGUCUUAUUAAAUUGUCUUCGAUUACUAGAAAAAAGUUUUUAAUUGCGGUUAUUUUGAAUCUCUUCAUUUAAUCGAUACAUACACAUAUAUUCUUUAUUACAUUUUGUGUUAAUUGUUACUUAUUGGAUAUAAUUAGAUGCUUCUGCUAUAACUAUCCCUUCCCACCCAUGUUGAUUCUUCCACUUGUUUGCAUAUACGGCGGUGUUUGCCUUUAGUCUUUUUUAUAGCAUAAUAUAUUCUGAUAU
Schistosoma bovis is the source of this 4230-nucleotide messenger RNA. Lineage: Eukaryota; Metazoa; Platyhelminthes; Trematoda; Strigeidida; Schistosomatidae. The record is from the annotation of a GenBank genome assembly.